Oryzias melastigma (Indian medaka) is the source of this 1142-nucleotide messenger RNA. RefSeq names its product kinesin-like protein KIF20B. The coding region runs from base 95 to 463 and encodes 122 amino acids. The transcript is spliced from 3 exons. Lineage: Eukaryota; Metazoa; Chordata; Actinopteri; Beloniformes; Adrianichthyidae. The record is from RefSeq and is a predicted model, not a curated record. Gene Ontology annotation, biological process: microtubule-based movement. Gene Ontology annotation, molecular function: microtubule binding; microtubule motor activity; ATP binding.
UCAUUCCCUCAGACUGUUGCAGCACGUCCCCUUCAGGGAGAGCAAGUUGACCCAUUACCUUCAGGGCUUUUUCUGCGGUCGGGGUAAAACCUGCAUGAUCGUCAACAUCAACCAGUGUGCCUCCAUGUACGACGAGACGCUCGGCGUCCUCAAGUUCUCCGCCGUGGCCCAGAAGGUUGUAGUUUUGUUCUCAAGGCCGCUCUCCGUCAUGCCGCUGGCGUCCUCCAGUGAAGUGGCCUUAAACCCGAAUGCAGAGAGAAAAGCUCUUUACAGCAGCGACAGAAGCUCCCUGAUCGGAUGGGAGAGCAGCCUCGAUGAUGUGCAGGAGGAUGAAGACUAUGACGAAGAUGUGAGCUGCAUGGACGACACUGCAGAUCACUCUGUCAAUGAAGAUGAUGAGAAAACGGUUAUCAGUAAAGGAAAGCUGCAGGUCAGUCACUUUUUUAACUUGACGCAGAUUUAAUGCACACAAAGGAAAAUCUGUCAGGUUCUUUGAUCUUCCAGUAAAAGAGUCAAUUGUGAGUUUUUAUUUUAUUUAUUUUUUCCCCUCUUCCUUUGGCAAAAUUGAAGUCCCACACUGAUCAUUUCUUGAUCUUUUCAUUUUUAUUAUGCUGUUUUUAGCCAAAAUAAAACAUUAAAGUAAAUUUCUAGGACAUAGUUUCUGCAGAGCGGUUGGAGUUCAUCAGAAAUUUGCCUCCAAGUUGUGGGCGAGAGUAUUGGCGUAGGGUAAGCCUGCCCAGACUUCCCAUCAUCCCUUUACUCACCUCCACUAGCUUACAGCCCCUCACGACCCCAACCCAGUGUUAUGACGUAACCAAAAUGGCGUUCAGUUUUAAACCAUAUACCAGGAAAACAAAGACGUGCGUGGAUCUAUUUGUCUACAAGUGGAUGCAUCAGAAUGGGGCGGAGCAGGAAGCUUGUGGCCCGCCCAUUACAUUCUCUAAAUCAAUGUUUUUAAUCCGUGUGCCGUGGGAGAUUGUUGAUUUUCACCAUUUAUCAUCAUCCAAAAAUGCCCUGAUAAAACAUUGAGUGGUUGGGAUAUGAAAGAUCAUAAAAUACUUUUUUCUUUGUGUUUAUUUGAUUCUAUCAAAGACAUUUUGAUAAGAGACUGUACCACCAUUUGGCAGUUUUUGAAAAGUCCC